AUGGAACCUUCCGGCAUCCACCUGGUCUUUACCUGCAGCAGCUCCGCCACUGAUCACCUAGCGCAUUCCCCACUCUCUCGGGUCAUCCUCCGUGAAAGGCUGCCAUCGUCAUUCAUCCAACUGUAUUACACCGAUUGCCUACAAAUAGGCAAGGUUUUUGCGCUUGAACAUCUACAGCCAACUAUACGCAACGGUCACCACCAGUUUGAUCCGACAUUGAUAACAGACACAAUGGCGAGCACAGCCAAGUAUACGCCUGCUGCGCAGGAAGAUCCCGAUGCGCACCUCUACACGCAGCCGCCUCCGUCGUACCAGGCUGAGAGCAGCUCGGCGCAAGACAAUGCUGCCCUCUUUGGCGGCGCCCCUCGCAGCAGCGAAGACAACAUCCCCGAUGACUUCAAGUUCGGAGGUUCCGUUGCCGAAGCUACCCUCGAGAUCCGCAACCAGUUCAUCCGCAAAGUCUACACCAUUCUUACUGUCCAAAUACUCGCAACAACCCUCGUGAGCUCCCUAAGCUUCAUGAGCGAUGGCUACAGAAAUUGGAUUCAGAAUAACCCCACCGUUCUAUGGCUGUCUCUCUUUGGCUCCAUGGGUUUCAUGAUCCUCACCUACUGGAAACGUCACUCAUAUCCUACCAAUCUGCUCUUCCUCUCCGGCUUCACACUUCUUGAAGCCUACACCAUCUCCGUCAUUGUCUCUUUCUACGACUCUUCUAUCGUACUCAACGCAGUCGUGCUCACCGGCGGCAUCUUCAUCUUCUUGACGGCCUUCGCUUGCCAGUCCAAGUACGACUUCACUUCAUGGAUGCCAUAUCUCUUUGGCGCUCUUUGGGGCUUGGUCCUCUUCGGGUUUAUGUCCUUCUUCCUUCCUCACACCAGCACCACUGAGCUCAUCUACGGUCUGUUGGCCGCGUUGAUCUUCAGCGGCUACAUCCUCGUGGACACACAGCUCGUUAUGAGGAAGCACCAUGUCGAGGAGGAGAUCGCUGCCGCUUUGAGUUUGUAUCUUGACAUUAUCAACCUGUUCUUGGCCAUUUUGCGGAUUCUGAACAGCCAGAACAAUAACUAA
Podospora pseudocomata is the source of this 1068-nucleotide messenger RNA. RefSeq lists its product as uncharacterized. The transcript has 2 exons. Bases 1 to 1068 code for a protein of 355 amino acids. Lineage: Eukaryota; Fungi; Ascomycota; Sordariomycetes; Sordariales; Podosporaceae. The record is from RefSeq and is a predicted model, not a curated record.